Messenger RNA from Belonocnema kinseyi, 4673 nucleotides. It is a transcript of the gene Pxn, whose product is annotated as peroxidasin. The coding region runs from base 527 to 4456 and encodes 1309 amino acids. The transcript has 5 exons. Gene Ontology annotation, biological process: response to oxidative stress. NCBI's taxonomy places the organism in Eukaryota, Metazoa, Arthropoda, Insecta, Hymenoptera, Cynipidae. Gene Ontology annotation, molecular function: heme binding; protein binding; peroxidase activity. The record is from RefSeq and is a predicted model, not a curated record.
AAUUCACAACUGCCGGAGGCACUCUACCGAAAGGGAAGGUCUGUGUCAGUUUCGUGAGCUGAGAUUCGCGCUGAAAGGGAAAUAAACAAAGUUCGUAAACUCAAUAGUCGAUUUCGUGUAGGUACCAGUCGCCCAGAAAAGACGACGACGAACUCAGUGUACUUUGUUAAGUCAAUCCAAUAUUAAUCGAAUAUUCUGGUGUCAGUCAGCAAAGACGCUGAAGAUGGAGAAUAUAGUGUAGUGAUUCUUCAAUGCCGCUGGAUCUGCUUCUCAAGAUAUAUCUCAAGAAGGAUCAAAAAUAAAAGAAUGACAGCCGGCGGGAUGAUUGCCAAGAUAGUUUGAGCUAAUCAGUAAUGAGAAGGUAUACAUCAUAUGCUGUUAAACAUCAAAAAACAGUGUUUUGAAAGAUCUAGUUCUAUAGAAAGAAGAAAAGCUUGAGGAAACUGAAGUAACUAAAGAAGCCUGUGGACCCUAAAGAGGUCUUUGAUCUUCAUUUGGGUCCGAAGAGUUCCCACUUUGCAAAAUAAUGAGGAAAUACUUUCUACUUAUUGUCCUUUGGUUUGGGAUCCCUGGAUUUUUUUUCCAAGAUUUUGGAGGACCACAAGAAAGAUCUAGAAUACAGUGUCCUAAUAAAUGUAGCUGUUUACUGGAUACGGUCAGGUGUACUCUUCAAAAACUGACGAGGGUGCCUCAGAUUCCAGAUGGUACUGCAGUCCUGGACUUGAGGUUCAACAAUAUCGCUGAAAUACCACCUGGAACUUUUCAAGGUCAAAAAAAAGUACACACCUUAUUAUUGAACGAUAAUCAUCUCAGAAUUUUGAGAAAAGAUGUUUUUAGUGGAAUCCCAAACCUGAGAAUUUUAUACAUAUACAAGAAUCAGAUCGAGAGCAUAGAGCCUGGAGCGUUCAAUAAUUUGCCGAAACUGGAGCAUCUCUAUCUUCAUUACAAUUACUUAACAGAGAUAAGGCCAGGCACGUUUAGCGACUUACCAAUGCUGGACAGACUUUCGCUGCAAAAUAAUGAUAUUCAUCGAAUAGCAUCCGAUGCAUUUCACAAUAUAGGACCCAUGACUCGAUUACAAUUAGAUAGCAAAACUUUGGAAUGUACUUGCGACUUAGUAUGGUUAGUCGAACGUCUUAAAAAAAAUCCUCAGCAAGAAAUGAAUGCUGUUUGUGAUUCGCCAAUAGAAAUGAAGGGAAGACGUUUAACUUCCAUGUCAUCUGAUGAUUUUCAUUGCUCCAAACCGGAAAUCAUGGAAGGUCCUACGGAUGCAAAAACUGACAUCGGAGGAACCAUAAUAUUUACCUGCAGAGUAUCAGGAGAUCCAAGACCGGAUGUAAAAUGGAUGCGAGACUCUAUAGAAGUCGAAGUUGAUGGAGAAAGAUACCAAGUUCGAGAAGAUGGAACCCUGAUAAUUUCCGAUGUGAACGAAGAUGAUACAGGCGAAUAUGAAUGCGUAGCACAUAAUGACAUGGGAUUUACAAAUUCUCGAAAAGCUAGAGCCUUAAUCACAGUCUCAGCCCUAAUUCGUUUCACGGAAAUUCCAUCAUCUCAAACAGUUGAAUCUGGAGUUGAUGUAUUUUUUGCUUGCAGAGCCGAGGGUCAACCAAAUCCAACCAUUGAGUGGUGGAGAAAUGGAAGACAAAUUUCACCUGGAGGUCGCUUCUUGAUUGAAGAUAACGGAAGUGUUUUGAAAAUUAAAGGUGUUAAAAAAAGCGACUCGACAAGAUACGUCUGUCUUGCCAAGAGUUCAGAAGGUCUUUCAGAAACUAGUGCCGAUUUGAAAGUCCUCCAAGAAGAUUUCAGAUCUCCGGAGUUGACUUACGAACCUCAGGAUAUGGAAGUUGAAAAUGGAGCUUCGAUUGAAAUAACUUGCAGGGCUAAAGGAUACCCAAAGCCGGUAAUUCAGUGGAAGAAAGAUGGAAGUGCUUUAGAUAGUAACAGAAAUAUUGCUUUGAACAGAACCAAAAUUAGCAUUUCGAGAGGUGGCAGCCUGUAUCUGUAUAAUGUCUCUGCUCAAGAUGCUGGCAGGUAUGAAUGUUCAGCAAUCAACGAACAUGGUCGUGCUACAGGUCAAGCUCUACUUCGAAUUCGAAAAUCCGAGACAAGCGAUGCGAUUGUUCUUCGAGCUUUUCAAGAAGCCAGGGAUGAAAUAGAUCGAGCGAUUAAUAACACUCUACAAUCACUAUUCGGUGGUUCCAAAAACUCUAACCACUAUAAGGAUCUUUUUAGAAUGUCGAGGUUCCCUCCAGCUGAAGGAAGAGCAGCAGCCCGACCAGCCGAGUUAUUUGAGAGAACCCUUCAGAAUGUACGUCGUCUUGUAAAAGAUGGAGCAGCUGCUAACGUUACUGACCAAUUUAGUUAUGAAGAAUUUCUCUCUCCUGAACAGAUGCAGGAAAUUGAAAGACUCUCAGGUUGCACAGCCCACAGAAGAAAGGACGACUGCACCAACAUGUGUUUCCACAAUCGAUACCGAACCAUCGACGGGAAAUGCAACAAUAUACAAAAUCCAACCUGGGGAUCUUCUUACACCGGUUUCCGCAGAAUUCUAAAACCCAUCUACGAAAACGGUUUCUCAACCCCAGUUGGUUGGAACAAAAAUCGUCUUUACUAUGGUUUCCCAAAACCAGCAGCAAGAUUGGUCUCAACUUCCCUCAUCUCAACCCACAAUAUCACAUCUGAUGAUCAUAUAACACACAUGGUGAUGCAGUGGGGGCAAUUCCUCGAUCACGAUCUAGAUCAUGCCUUACCAGCUGUUUCAAGUGAAACCUGGGACGGUAUCGAUUGCAAAAAAUCUUGUGACAAUGCUCCACCAUGUUUCCCGAUGGAAGUACCACCCGGUGAUCCUCGAGUGAAGAACAGAAGAUGCAUUGACUUCUUUAGGACUAGUGCCGUCUGCGGCUCUGGGGAAACAAGCAUCCUUUGGGGAAAAUUGACUCCUCGAGAACAGUUGAACCAACUUACUAGCUACUUAGAUGCCUCUCAAGUCUACGGAUACGAAGAUGCUGUUGCUAGAGAUCUCAGAGAUUUAACAACCGAUCGCGGAUUGUUGAGAGAAGGACCAGUAUUUCCCAAAAAGAAAGCUCUUCUUCCUUAUGCUGCAGGACAGUUUGUAGAUUGCAGAAGAGAUCCUCUCGAAAGUUCGAUCAAUUGUUUCCUCACUGGUGACUUUAGAGCUAAUGAACAAGUUGGUCUGCUUGCCAUGCAUACAAUUUGGAUGAGAGAACAUAAUCGCAUUGCACGAAGACUUUAUGAAAUAAAUCCUCAUUGGAGGGGCGAGAAACUCUAUCAAGAAGCGAGGAAGAUUGUCGGUGCUGAGAUGCAGCAUAUCACCUUUAACAAUUGGAUUCCUACGGUCCUGGGAGCAAGUACUGAUGAACUUUUGAGUCCUUAUAGAGGAUAUGAUCCGAGUCUAGAUGCGACGAUAUCGAACGUUUUUGCGACUGCUGCUCUUCGAUUUGGUCAUUCUUUGAUACAACCUAGAUUAGAAAGAUUGGACGAGGAGUUUAUAUCAAUUCAUCAAGGUCCUUUGGAUCUUAGAGACGCUUUCUUCUCGCCCUGGCGUUUGGUAGAAGAAGGUGGGGUUGAUCCUCUUUUAAGAGGAAUGUUUGCAACUGCUGCAAAACUCAAAUUACCGGAGCAGAAUCUUAAUAUUGAGUUGACUGAACAGCUGUUCAGAACAGCUCAUGCUGUCGCUUUAGAUCUUGCAGCGAUGAAUAUUCAGCGUUCUAGAGAUCACGCAAUUCCUGGGUAUUUAGAAUGGAGAAAGUAUUGCAAUAUGUCUAAUGUAGAAAGCUUUGAUGAUCUUAAUGAUGAAAUCAGUAGUUUUAAGGUUCGUGAAAAAUUAAGAGAACUUUAUGGUCAUCCUGGAAAUGUAGACGUUUGGGUUGGAGGAAUUCUUGAAGAUCAGCUGCCGAAUGCAAAAGUUGGACCACUUUUCAGAUGCCUCUUGACUGAACAAUUUCAAAGAAUGAGGAACGCUGAUAGAUUCUGGUAUGAAAGUCCAUCAACUUUCAAGAAGGAACAGCUUGAUCAGAUAAAGAAAACAAGUCUGGCGAAGAUCAUUUGUGAAAAUGGAGACAAUAUUACGCGAAUUCAGAGGAAUAUUUUUCUCCUACCCAGUGAAAAUAAUCCUUUUGUCUCUUGUGAUGAAAUACCUUCGAUAGAUUUGAGGAUGUGGAACGAAUGCUGCGAAGAAUGUGAUGAUCAGACGAAUACUAUUUCGAGAUUUAGGAGAAGUACUGCUUUGAGAUAUUCGGAUAGUCAAGGUUUGAUUAAUAAGUUUAGUUUGUCACCGAAUUCCAAUCGAGAGGAAAAAAUUGAGUUUAUUCAUCAUUUGAUAGAGGAAACGGAUAAAAAGAAUAAAGAACUAAGGGUACUGAUGAACGAGGUGGCUAAUAAGAUGUCUGAAAUUAAGUCAUUGCUUAGGGAAUUAGAAGACAAGGAAUUGAAGUGAAGAAUUUCUCAAAUUGAAAAUUUCAACCUUGAAUGAGUAGGGAUCAAUUUCUUUAAAAUUUUAUUGAAUAUUCAAAAGUUUAAUGAAUAAUUUUUACUUUUUAUUACUUAAAAGUUAUUAAUAAGUUGGAAAAUCAAGUUUUUCCAGAGAUUGUACCACAAGCAUUUGAUUUAUUCUUAUUGUGCCAUUUCGUUAAGAAAUUGUAGUUUUUAAUAAA